AUGGCCAAGAGAUCUUCUUUGGGUAGCAUGAUGCGGAAGAAGCUAACCGACAUCACUAAUUUGCAGACUGCGAAAGCUAUUAGCCAAGAUGAAAAGCCCCCAGAAGAUUGCCCUACUGAUAAGGACUACAUUGACCAGCUCAUGAGGGAAAGAAUGACUUUGAUGAGACUUGUCUCGGAAAGGAAUAAAAUCGUUGAAUUAAGUGGAGCUGAGUUGCAGAAACUGCGGAUUAGUCUUCAGAAAUUGCAGCAACAAAAUUUGAAUCUUGCUCAAUCAAACAGCCGGAUGUUAGCGGAGCUUAAUUUAGGAAGAGAAAAGGUAAAAACACUACAGCAUGAACUUCUUUGCAAGGAUGCCUUACUUAAAGCAAAGAAUCUAGAAAUAGAGGGAAAAGCAGAGAAAUGUCAAAAUACUGAGUCUCAGGUAUCUCAGCUCAAGGAAGUAGAUGAGGCAGCUUUGCAUAAAGCUGAUAAUGAUGGUGAACGAUGUAAUGACAACAAAAGACGCGUCACAAGAAGUCGAUCAAUGGGGCCAUCUACUGCAUGCCCAAAGGUUGAGAAUAAAGAGAAGGUUGAAAAUAAAAGGCGGUGUUUGAGGAGGCAAUCUGCUAGGUUUAGGUCCCAGACAGAGAACUUAUUUGAGAUAGAGGAUGUCAAAUUUCCAGUCAGUCGCACACCAGACAAUCCAAUGCAUAACAGUGGUCCCACUCCAUUGAUUUCAUGUACCAGUAAAGAAGAGAAAGAAAACUGUGCCCCAAGGAGAUCUUCAGUCGGAAGACCACCGCGCAAAGCAGCUGAGAAGGUUCAUUCCUACAAAGAAGUUCCUCUCAAUGUAAAAUUGCGUCGAGCAGGGUGA
Prunus armeniaca (apricot) is the source of this 855-nucleotide messenger RNA. Lineage: Eukaryota; Viridiplantae; Streptophyta; Magnoliopsida; Rosales; Rosaceae. The record is from the annotation of a GenBank genome assembly.